Messenger RNA from Salvelinus namaycush (lake trout), 1107 nucleotides. Its product is annotated as NT-3 growth factor receptor-like. The transcript is spliced from 3 exons. NCBI's taxonomy places the organism in Eukaryota, Metazoa, Chordata, Actinopteri, Salmoniformes, Salmonidae. Bases 318 to 707 code for a protein of 129 amino acids. The record is from RefSeq and is a predicted model, not a curated record.
CUCGGAGUCUUGGAGCGGUGCUAGUACAACCUGGAACUAAGCGGCUAACGGCAGCAUGAAUACAGGGUAACAUAUACUAUGCAUUCUAGAGAGGAGGACAAGCUUGGAGUACUGCUUUUGAACCAUUUCCACUUUGACGGAGUAUUUUUUUCCCCUUCUUCCUCAUCUGUGAAAUAGAUGGACAUUAGCGCAUUCGCAUCAAUUUGACAUACCUCCAUACAUUCACUCGCCCGCGCCACAAAAUUGCAUAUUCAGACGGUCUCCGAUUUGGAGGUUCAAAAACAUCUCAAGGAUAUUGUCCUAAUAAACGUUGAGUCAUGGAUUCAUUUUUUAUUCCACCACGAAUUUGCUGGUGGAGGGUAUUGUUUAUUUUGACCAUCUUUCAGGACUACUUGAGCAAUAUGCUGGACUGCCCGCCAACCUGCAGCUGUUCUCCAACUGAGAUCUAUUGCAAUAAGUCUGACAAUGGAAAAUUCUUUCCCCUGCUUGCACUGCAAGAUACUGGAAACAAUGGAAAUAACAGUAUCGAAGAUGUGUUCAAGAACAUCACCUCAAUACACAUUGAGAACUGGACUGGCCUGCAGACACUGAAAGAUGUGGACAUGGAGCUGUACACUGGACUUCAGAGACUAACAAUCAUGAACGGCAACCUGCGAGGUAUCCAGGCCAGAGCCUUCUCCCAGAACCCCCACCUGCGCUACAUGUGAGUGGUGUUACUGUUACCUCAUUCUCUCUCUCUCUAGGCUGACUGGUAAACACAAAUGAGAACAUACAUCACAUCUGCCAUUCAUCCCCUCAUCGUGUGGAUUCUCCCCCUUCCUUUUUUACAAUUAUUUUUGGCAGACUGCAUUGUUCACAGUUCACCGCCGUCUGACUGUGCACACUGACUGACUGAUCUUCAUUCAACAGUGAAAUAUUCAGAUUGACUAUGCCACAUAUUUACCAAAGCAAGCAGAGUUUAGUUUAGCACAAGCUUGGGAGCGUCAUGACAGAGCAGCCAUUUACACUGUAAUCCUGAUUGUUUAUAUGCCGGCAUACUGUUCCACAUGAGACCCACAAACCAUUCUAGCUCUCUCCCUGUGACCCUGUCCCAUCCCAGGCAUACAU